AUGGCUUUACCUAUGCUGAGGUCUAGCAUAGGAGGAGUGGCGAAGAGAAAGGGGGGUUGCAGGAGCAUCGAAGCAGGAUGCUGCAUCUUGAGCUACCAGUCUCGGGGAUUUGCUCAAAUCUUCGGCUCACCCUUAGAUGGUUUCGAAGAUGAUAGUCUAUCUCUAUCUAAACCAAUGCAGCACUUGACAUAUAGACAACGAAGAACGAAAACGACUCCUCUUAAGGGUUCACUUGAGCCAAAUUCCGGUCCUUGGCGCCUUCUUCGUGAUAAAUUAACAUUACGCGGAAAGGCUCUGCUCCGGGGAUCUCCGUCGUUGGCCAAGGGUAAUCGAACAGCAAAGUCUCGCAUAUCUCCUCCCAAUGGUCUACUUGAGCGAAAGGAAACGCCUCUACCCUUCAAAGUGCCUGCUGCUUUUCUGAGCUAUAAUGCCACAGUGCACAUCGGGAAAGCACAAUUCCAUCCAAUAUUACUUCGCGAUGCCUGCAUGUGCCCCAAGUGUGUUGAUCCAUAUUCAACGCAAAAGAACUUCCAUACACCAGAGAUCCCACCGAAUAUCCAAGUCAGGUCUAUCGAAACUUCUCCAACGGGAGAUAUUCAUAUCAAAUGGGAAAAUGAUAUACCUGGUUUUGGGGAUGACCAUGUCUCUUUCUUUCCCUCGGGCUCGUUGGAUAUUCGCCAUAGAAGCAAGAAAUCAAUGAAUCGAAACCGUACUCGGGAAGUACCCAACGCAGUAUGGGAUGUUACUAGAAUCAAGAAGGAACUCCAGUUCGUCAACUUCCAAGACUACAUGACAUCUGACAAGUGUCUUUUGCGAGCAUCAUAUUUACUGUUAAGGCAAGGCCUCUUGAUCAUCCGAGGAGUUCCUGAGUCAGAGAAGUCGGUAGAAGACAUUGCUCUUCGGAUUGGAUCCAUUCGCGACUCAUUCUAUGGGCGGACAUGGGAUGUCAAGUCGGUGCCGGAGGCUAAGAACGUGGCUUAUACUGCCCAGUUUCUUGGACUCCAUAUGGAUCUAUUGUACAUGGCAAAUCCACCUGGUUUUCAGCUGCUACACUGCCUGAAAAAUACUGCGGAGGGAGGUGCGUCACUCUUUGCAGAUGCGUUUAUGGCCGCCAAAAGCUUAAGCGUCAAGCAACGUGACAUUUUAAGAAGAACCCCAGUUGCGUAUCAAUAUCAGAACGCGGGAGAACAUUACUAUCACACACAUCCAGUCAUUGAAGUAGAGACUUCGCAAACUGGAGAUACCGUGUUCACAAACAUGAAUUACUCGCCCCCGUUCCAGGCGAACUAUCUUCUUCCGAUGACCCCCAACGUGGCUGAGGUGGCUGAAUUUCUGGAAGCAUUUAAGGCUUUUACACACCGAGUUGAGAAUAAAGACCAUCUUCUUGAGUAUAAGCUUCAGGAGGGAGAGUGCGUAAUUUUCAACAAUCGACGGAUUCUACAUGGAAGAACACAAUUCGACGCUCUCGGAGGCGAGAGAUGGUUGAAAGGUGCAUAUGUCGACUCUGACGUCGUAAAUAGCCGUUUCAGGGCCUUGAGCAAGGAAUUUGAUUUGGAUAAAGACGACGAUGCGCAGCUCGUCUUUGAACUAGAGGGGAAGAAGAAGUAA
This is a messenger RNA of Lachnellula hyalina, 1608 nucleotides long. RefSeq names its product Gamma-butyrobetaine dioxygenase (gene BODG). Gene Ontology annotation, cellular component: mitochondrion. The record is from RefSeq and is a predicted model, not a curated record. Lineage: Eukaryota; Fungi; Ascomycota; Leotiomycetes; Helotiales; Lachnaceae. Gene Ontology annotation, biological process: carnitine biosynthetic process. Bases 1 to 1608 code for a protein of 535 amino acids. Gene Ontology annotation, molecular function: oxidoreductase activity. The transcript has a single exon.